Molecule: messenger RNA, 3979 nt
Organism: Hydractinia symbiolongicarpus
Lineage: Eukaryota; Metazoa; Cnidaria; Hydrozoa; Anthoathecata; Hydractiniidae
Product: MORC family CW-type zinc finger protein 3-like
Exons: 14
Coding region: 178-2574 (798 amino acids)
Cellular component (GO): nucleus
Molecular function (GO): zinc ion binding; ATP hydrolysis activity
Source: RefSeq, a predicted model, not a curated record
GAAUGCUUUAGCUAUAAUAGUUCUUACCUAGCUAGUUUCCAGAAAUUACCAGAAAUCAGGAGUCCAUGCAAUUUCAAGGGACUAAAACGCAAACGAACACAAAGCAGCAAAAAUUGACUAAGAAGAGUGACAAUCUAUAGCAAUUUAUUAAUUUCUGGUGAUAGAAAGUGGUGCAACAUGAACCAACCUGGAUCUUCAUUGCAGAUGGAUCAAGUACCUUCAUCUAUCCCAGUUCAAACAGAAACUGGCUUAAGAUUGAGUGCUUUAAAUCCAAAAUACCUGCACACAAAUUCAACAAGUCACACUUGGCCAUUUAGUGCCAUUGCAGAGUUAGUUGACAAUGCGUAUGACCCAGAUGUUAAAGCCAGUCAAUUGUACAUUGAUCUUAAGUGGUAUGGUAGAUUACUAGCUAUGACUUUUACUGACAAUGGAAAUGGAAUGACGCCAGAUAAAUUGUAUAAAAUGUUAAGUUUUGGAUUUUGUGAAAAAGUUACUGUUAAAGGUCACAUGCCUGUUGGGCACUAUGGUAAUGGAUUCAAGUCUGGAUCAAUGAGACUAGGAAAAGAUGCAUUGGUGUUCACAGUCAGUGAUAGAACAAGAAGUUUAGGGUAUUUAUCGCAAACCUAUCUUCGACAAGUUAAUGCUGACACAAUUAUUGUUCCUAUAGUAACAUGGGAUAAAAUCAGCUCAGAGAUUUUAGAUGAAAAUGAGAAAAAGAAAUCCCUACCUGUUAUCUUGAGAUAUUCUGUCCUCAAGACAAUCCGAGAAAUUGAAGAAGAAUUUUCCUAUAUAGAAAAGACUGGAACUAGGAUUAUUAUCACCAAUUUAAGAUCUACGGAAGACAAAACAAGUGAAUUUGAUUUUAAGACGGAUAAAACAGACAUUCGCAUCCCUGAUGAUAUAAUUGAUUCCGCUGGUAGUAAAUAUAAACGAGAGGAAAGACAAAAUCAUAUUCCUGCAUCAGAUUAUUCUCUUAGGGCAUACUUGUCCAUUCUUUAUUUGAAGCCCAGAAUGCAAAUAUUUCUUCGCAACGAAAAAGUCAAAACUGUGGUUAUUAGAAAAAGCCUUAGCAAAACAGAAGUUGAUCUUUACAAACCAAUAAAGUAUAAACAAAUAAAAAUUGUUUUUGGAUUCAGUCAGAAUAUCAACCAUUAUGGCAUUAUGAUGUAUCAUCGAAAUCGCCUAAUAAAGCCAUAUGUACGAGUUGGUUGUCAAUUAAAACCAAACGACAAUGGCGUUGGCGUGAUUGGUGUAAUUGAAUGCGACUCUUUACAACCAACACACAAUAAACAAGAUUUUGAUUACACACCAUUAUAUCGAUCAACAAUGGCAGCUUUGGGACAUAAACUCAAUGAUUAUUGGAAUGAAAAAUGUGGUUACAUAAACAAUACAAGUGAUGGUAUGAACAUAACAAAGCCUGAUGAACUUUGGGCCCAAUGUGAUGAAUCCAAUUGCUUAAAAUGGCGCAGACUUCCUGAUUAUAUCAAGAAGGAGGACUUGCCAGAAAAAUGGUAUUGUCAUAUGCACCCUGAUCCAGCAUGGAAAUCCUGUGAAAUCCCUGAAGAAGAGGAAGAACCUGUAGAUAAUGUGAGACCAUAUGAAAAGAAAUUGAAAAGAAUAGAAAAAGAAAUGCGUCAGAAAGAAGCUGGGAAAAUACAACAAAAUAACUUCGACAUUGAUCUGGAAAGACGCCGGCGUGAAAAAGCAGAAUAUGAAAAACAGCAAAAACAAGACGAAGUAACAAGACUAAAACGAGAAGUAGAACACUUGAAAGGGACUUUUCACAUGGGCAAAGCAAGCAGUAGUAGUCUACAAACUGGUAUCUGUCUGCCUCCCAACAAACACAACCAUCAGAUCCAACCAAGCUAUACCACACCUUUAAAAAAUACUGAAUCACAGAACUUAACAGCAAAUUCAAGUGCAAAUAAUCACCAACAAGUUACUACUACUGAAAUUAAACAAGAGAAUGGGCCCAAUGUUCAUGCAAGAUUAAUUUCAAGAAGUCCUGAAUUAGCAUCUUCUUCUGACAAUACAAGAGGGACAAGGAAGAGACCAAUUACUUUAGAUUCUGAUGAUGACGAUGAUGAUAAGAAUGAACAGGAGACUGGUAGCAAAGUUGUAAAAUUAGAAAAUGGUGAAAAUGAAAAUAGUUUUUCUCUUCCUGAAACAUCAACUUUUCAUAUAACUAGUACCCAAAAUGCAGCUGCGUUAAAUGAAAAUACAGUGCUAAACAAUACUAGUACAGUUUGUUCAAACAGUAUGAAUAUUUCUUCAUCUAUUAAAGAUCGUGUUUUUAAAAUAUCAACGCAACAACUAAAAGACAUCGAUCCUGACAUUAUAGAAGAUUUGAAAAAACAAUCUGUUUCUACACUUGGUUUAACAUUAGCAAAACGAAGUCAAGCGUUAAGGAACUUAAAAAAGAAAGUUUUAAAACUUAUUAAAUCAUUAGUUGCAGAUGAUUUAACUUUACCUGACACAUCAGCCCAAGAUAUUGAUGAUGGAAGCAUAGAAGAGUUAUUAAAUACCGUGAUUGACAUAAAUGUUGUUGAAGAGGAGGCUGAUGAUGAAAACUGACAACUUUAGUUUUGUUUGGUCAUCAUUUUUAUAAAUCAGACUCAACAUAGCCUUUUUAAACAGGCACAUUGGCAUUAUUUUUCAGUCCUUUAAUGUAAAAUUCUUAAACAGAAAAAUGUGUUUUUAAAGUUUGAAAUAAAAAUGUGAGCUGAAUUUUUACAAAAGUUUUGCAUCGAAGCAAUUUAAAAAAUCUUUUUAUUAGCUCUUUUGUGGACUGGUCAGUUACGGUUGGAAUGCACUUAGACUUAGAAUAAACAAUGUGGAAAGUAUUUGCAUAAAAACUGAUAUAUAAUUUUUUCAAAGCUGUAGUAUUAACUGUGGUUAUCAGGUGAGUGUACAUAAUUACAAAAAACUUUUGUACAUAUAUAUUAAAAUAUUUAUAUAUACUGUAGCUUUUUAGGUUGCUGUUAUCAGUUUAUCAAUAUUUCGAGUGAAGUUGUAUCUGUUUUUCUUACCCUUAAAUAAGUUAUAUUACCCUUAAAUAAGUUAUAUUUUCCAAAAGGCUAUUGUUUUAUUGAAUAGAAAUAAUUCCUGAAAAAAUCUCUUUUGCUCCAUCUUAUAAUAAACUAUCAGUAGCUUUUCACGAUGUUAAAUAGUGGCUUAAAAGGAUAUAUAUUCAUACAUCUUUCACUGUGUCUUUCACUGUGCUUAAAAUUUAAACUGAUUAUUUUAUACAAAUGUUUUAUGACGAUUUUAACUUAUGCAAUAGAAAUGAAAACAAAUAUUGUGGUAUUUUGGGUGAAAAUGUUGAACUAUAAAUUGAUAUUGAACAAAAAACAACAACAAAACAUAUAAUUAUGUUUUGUUGUUGCUUUGUCAGAUUUUCUGACUACAAAAAAUCCUUGAGUUGUACGAGUUGGUUAUCUAAUUCACAUGUUUUGAUACGUUUACUACGUUCUAUAACUUAAUAUCUUAAUUGUCUUCGUGGCGAAAGUUAAUAUUUCACCCAAGCGAUACUAAUAAAUUUGAAACUUGAUAAAAGAGGUUGUGUUAAAUAACAUCGGAAGCUGUGCAAAACGAACUUAAAAUUUAGCAUAAAUAGUUCAGCCUUCUUAGUUUCUUUUUAAAGAGCACUAAGUUAUUCAGUAAUAUUUUUUAAUGGGGGCACUAGGUGGAUUUUUGACUUAAAAUCAUUUUGUUUAAAAAAAAACAUUUAUAAAUAAUGAACCAAAUGAGAUUCUCUCUUUUAUUACAGUGUCAGGGUAACUGAAUUUCAAAUAAUAAUAAGAAUCAUUAUAUGAUAGUUUUUAUUAUACUCUUGACCUUAUUGUGUGUUUGCACAUUUUUAGUGAAGUUUGAUGCAAAAUUCUCUGACUGGAUUUUGCUGACACAUUGUAAAUAACUCUUGCUGAUUUUUUUAUUUGUUAUUUUAUUAAAAUGCAUUGAAAUAAGAAUUUAAUUCUCA